CCCGUUAAAAAGUAGACAUUUUUACCCCUCCGUUUUAGUGUCUCUGUUUAGGGUUGACGGAAAACGGUGACGUGGCUCCGUGGCGCUGACUUGGCCUUAACGGGCUGCCACGUCGGAUGUGGUUUUAAAAAGAGGACAAAAUAGUCCCCGAACACAAAAAUGCUGCCGUUUCUCAGUCAUCCCCAACCUAUGAAAUCCUGGAGCCCUAAUGCUUCGAAUGCAUUAGGAGGGUGAUGUGGGAGAAAGAAGAAAGGGAGCAUUCCGACCAUGGCAUCCGAAGGUGUGUCCUCAAGCUCGAGAAGAGGCCCAGUUCCGACCGCCAAUGAUAGAAAAGAGUGCGUGUCACCAAAGUGCUUCUGUGGAGAAAACGCAAUCUUGUUCAUGUCGAGGACGACCAGAAAUCCGAAGAGAUUGUUUCUGGGAUGUCCCUUUUAUAAGGUUAGACAACCAUGGUGCAAGUAUUUUCUGUGGCUGGACGAGCACAUAGCUGGUCUUGGUGUUGGUGUUACAAGGUACCUGGGGCAUGAGCAAAUUUUGCAUGGUGAAGAGCAUCACUGGAACAAAGAUAUGGAAAAGAGGAUAAGGUUGCUGGAGAAGAGGAUAGAAGGGUUAGAGGUUAAGAAAAAUCCAAUUGGGUGGAGCAUAUGUGUGAUGUUUGUAUUGCUAAUAUUUACAUUAUUUAGUUAUAAGAAAUGA
Molecule: messenger RNA, 696 nt
Organism: Arachis ipaensis
Lineage: Eukaryota; Viridiplantae; Streptophyta; Magnoliopsida; Fabales; Fabaceae
Source: RefSeq, a predicted model, not a curated record